AUGUCCGAAUCCCACAGCAGCAGUAGCAGCAGCAGCAGCAGCAGAAGCUCCUACUACUACAGCUCCAUCAACACAAAUGACGGAAAUACCACAACCGGACGCCGGCACGCAACGACCUCAUACACAGACAAGGACGGCGCAACCGUCGUACGUACCGCAACCCAAGAACUCGGGCAACCCGCCAUCGUCGAAGAGCGUCGUUAUGACCGCACGGGCCAAGAGCAACUUAUUUUGGAAAGCCCUGAUCUCGGAGGCACAUUGGCCGGCGGUGUGAAACGCAUCACAGAUCUUGACGAAGAGGAUGCGUCAGGGCUCGACAUUACCAAUGCCUAUGGCGGACCUGCGCAGCUCAUAGAUGAAUCUACGUCGUAUGAUUUGGAAACCAACCCGUUCGGUACGAAGAUCUACGAUCGGGAUUCUGGGGCUUAUGAUGAGCAUAUGGAUUAUGAUACUGCGGCUGGGACGAAUCAUCAUCGUGAGGCGAGGGAUGCCAGUGGACGGCUGUUCCAUCAGGACCUCAAAGUUGAGUCCUCAGGCCCUGAGAAGGUGGCCAGGGAGCACCGCGAAUAUGAAAAUCCGAAUACGGGGGUGAGGGUUGAGAGGGAUGAGGAUGUUGAUAUCUCUGAUCUGAUUUAG
Molecule: messenger RNA, 636 nt
Organism: Penicillium cinerascens
Lineage: Eukaryota; Fungi; Ascomycota; Eurotiomycetes; Eurotiales; Aspergillaceae
Exons: 1
Coding region: 1-636 (211 amino acids)
Source: RefSeq, a predicted model, not a curated record